CUUCCCGUUUUCUUCACGAAAAGAAAACCUUAUCAUCUUCUUCUGCCUUUUUUUAUCGUCAAAAAAGGAAAAAUAUUGUUUUCGAUUUUCUAACACUUUCUCGAGGUAAAAGGAAUUUGCUUGUCUAGAUCUAGGUGUUGCGAUCAUGGAGAUGGAGCGUGUGACGGAGUUCCCUCAUACGCAUAUGGAUCGGCGACCUAGAAAGAGGCCGCGAUUGGGCUGGGACGUAACUCAGUUGCCGCCGCAGGCCCAGGUAGGAAUGUUUUGUGCACAAGAGGUUGGGAAUCUGACAAGCUUUGCCUCUUCCACUGCAAGAGCACCCUCAGAUUAUACUAGUACUAUUACUACUAGUUCUUCUCUAGUUGUAAAGGGAGGAGUGGCUCGAAAUGGUUCUCCCCCAUGGCGAGAAGAUGACAAGGAUGGGCAUUACAUGUUUGAGCUUGGAGAUAAUUUAACCUCCCGCUAUAAGAUACAAAGUAAAAUGGGUGAAGGUACCUUUGGUCAAGUUCUAGAAUGCUGGGAUAGGGAGACGAAGGAUGUCGUGGCCAUCAAAAUUGUCCGUGGAAUUAAGAAAUAUCGUGAAGCAGCCAUGAUAGAAAUUGAGAUGCUGCAACAGCUUGGAAAACAUGAUAAAGGGGGCAAUCGUUGUGUGCAAAUACGGAACUGGUUUGACUAUCGUAACCAUAUCUGUAUUGUCUUUGAGAAGCUUGGACCAAGCUUAUACGAUUUUCUACGGAAAAACAAUUAUCGCUCAUUUCCCAUUGAUCUUGUCCGUGAGAUUGGCAGACAACUAUUGGAAUGUGUAGCAUUUAUGCAUGAUUUGCAUCUGAUACACACGGACUUGAAGCCAGAAAACAUUCUUCUAGUCUCUCCAGAGUAUGUUAAAGUUCCUGAUUACAAGAGUACAUCACGAUCCCCAAAGGAUAAUUCUUACUUUAAAAGAUUACCAAAGUCAAGUGCUAUUAAGGUAAUAGAUUUUGGUAGCACAACUUACGAGCGUCAAGAUCAGACUUACAUUGUUUCCACGCGGCAUUAUCGUGCUCCGGAGGUUAUUCUUGGACUUGGAUGGAGUUAUCCGUGUGACAUAUGGAGUGUUGGUUGCAUCUUAGUUGAAUUAUGCACGGGUGAGGCGCUGUUCCAAACUCAUGAGAAUUUGGAGCACCUUGCCAUGAUGGAGCGGGUGUUAGGUCCACUACCUCAGCACAUGUUGAAGAGAGUAGACCGACACGCAGAGAAGUAUGUUAGAAGGUGUAGAUUGGAUUGGCCAGAUGGUGCUACCUCAAGUGGGAGUAUCAAAGCUGUGCUUAAGCUACCUCGUCUGCAGAACCUGAUAAUGCAGCAUGUGGACCAUUCAGCCGGGGAUCUAAUUCAUCUAUUGCAAGGAUUGCUUAGGUAUGAUCCUAUUGAUAGGCUUACAGCUCGUGAAGCACUGAGGCAUCCCUUUUUCAGUAGGGACCAAUUUAGGAGAUGAGCAUGGAAUUGGGUUGGUAGACAAUGUCUCAGCUUGUAAAGUUUUUCUAACAAGAACUGCUUCUUACGUUAGCACCAUCUUGUGCGACAAGCUGUAUUGUGGUGCAAGCUAACAGAUUAUCACCAAGUCAAAUGGUUUCAUGUAUCGUUUGUUAGAUUCAAUAAAAUUUUAGAAUUUGUUGUGUCC
Theobroma cacao (cacao) is the source of this 1657-nucleotide messenger RNA. RefSeq names its product LAMMER-type protein kinase AFC2. Gene Ontology annotation, molecular function: protein serine/threonine kinase activity; ATP binding. The record is from RefSeq and is a predicted model, not a curated record. Gene Ontology annotation, cellular component: nucleus. Lineage: Eukaryota; Viridiplantae; Streptophyta; Magnoliopsida; Malvales; Malvaceae. Gene Ontology annotation, biological process: protein phosphorylation.